ACAUCAUCAUACUGUGUCAAUGUGUUUUUUGUUUUUGUUUCAAUUUUGUAAAUAAAUAAUAAUUUAAAGUAUUUUUCCAAUUGUCAUAUUAUUGUUUAUGCUUUAAUUAGUGUUUAUUUAUAAAUAAUAAAAUUAAAAUGUCGUGUUAUCAAAGAGCAAUUAAAUUAACAAAAAAUAUAUGUCAAGGUACAUUGUUAAAACGUGAGGUUAUUAUACCAAGAUAUUAUUCAAAUAUUGAAAAACUAGAUUCAUCAACAAUUCCAACUGAUUUAUCAUUAAUAAAUUCAACACCAGCAAUUCAAAGAGUUGAUCAUGAACUUGAUAGUUUUAUAAAAGAAAAUAUGAAAAUUCCAAAAGCACUUGAUGAAUGCCAAGAAGAUUUGUCAUUCAUAGCUCCUUAUGUUAAACCAACAUUUAAUUUUGCAUCAGUUGCAAAUGAAAGUAAAACAGUACAAGAAUUAGUUAAACUUGGUGUUGAAUUAUACAAAAUUGAAGCUCGUAGAGGUGGACUAGAGCUUAUAUUAAAAUUAAAAUUUGAUGAAGACAUAAAGCCUUAUAUUCAAUUUAUAACUGAUUGUGGUGUUCCAGCAAAUAGACUCAGUAGAUUUAUCACUAGAAAUCCAUAUAUAUUUACUGAAGAUAUGGAUGAUUUAAAAACACGAAUACGUUAUCUUCGUGCUCAUAAUUUUAGCACUGAUGACAUUGCAGCAAUUGUUGAUAAAAAUCCAGAUUGGCUGUCUUAUAAAACAACAUCAAUUGAUGAAAGAUUAGGAUAUUUACAAAAUGAUUUUAGACUAUCUGGUGUAGAGCUAAGAAAUUUAAUUGUUAAAAAUCCAAGAAUAGCAACACUUAAAAAAUCUCGUCUUAUUGAAAGUACAUUUUCAGUUAGAGAAGAAAUGGGAUUUGAUCCUCAUCAAGUUAAACAAAUUCUUUUAAAUAAUCCUUUUAUUUGGCUAUUGUCUAGAGAUAAAGUAUUGGCAACUUUUAAUUAUGUUCACAACACAAUGGGAAUUUGUCAUGAAGCCAUUGCAAAUCAACCAGCAAUUAUUGGAAAAAAAGUUGAAAGAAUUCAACAAAGACACAUGUAUCUUGAAACACUUAAAAGAAAUCAAUAUGAUCCAUUAAAACCACUUUAUAUAUCACUAGACUCAAUUGCUCUUGGAACUGAUCUUGAAUUUUGUACAAAUGUUGCUAAAACUUCAAUUUAUCUUUAUGAUUUAUUUUUAAAAACAUUAUAAUAAAUAAAAUUAACAAUUUAAUUAUUUAUAUCUUACAAAUAUUGACUUUUUUUUUUAUUUAAUAAGUAUCUUUCAUUUGUUUAUUUUCUCUUUUUAUUUUUUAAAUAUUAUUAUAAAAUACCAAAUAUCAGACUCUUGUUUGGUUUUAAAAAAAUUUUUUAUAUAAUAAAGAUAAAUUUUUUAAAUGGAAAAAAUCGGAACA
Aphidius gifuensis is the source of this 1440-nucleotide messenger RNA. It is a transcript of the gene mTerf3, whose product is annotated as transcription termination factor 3, mitochondrial. Gene Ontology annotation, biological process: mitochondrial ribosome assembly; regulation of DNA-templated transcription. The transcript has 2 exons. The record is from RefSeq and is a predicted model, not a curated record. The coding region runs from base 138 to 1238 and encodes 366 amino acids. NCBI's taxonomy places the organism in Eukaryota, Metazoa, Arthropoda, Insecta, Hymenoptera, Braconidae. Gene Ontology annotation, molecular function: double-stranded DNA binding. Gene Ontology annotation, cellular component: mitochondrion.